AUGGCUUCCCAGGGCCUCCAGAUUAUGGGAGUAAUGCUGGCCAUGAUUGGCUGGCUGGGGACCAUCCUCACUUGUGCCAUGCCCAUGUGGAGGGUCACUGCCUUUGUCGGAGCCAACAUCGUUACCGCUCAGGUCAUCUGGGAAGGGUUAUGGAUGAACUGCGUGGUCCAGAGCACGGGACAGAUGCAGUGUAAGGUCUAUGACUCCAUGCUUGCCUUACCUCAGGACCUCCAAGCCGCCAGAGCUAUGGUCAUCGUGGCAGUGAUUGUGGGCGUCUGCGGCGUCAUGAUGGCCAUCGUCGGGGGGAAGUGCACCAACUGCAUGGAGGACGAGGCUGCCAAAGCCAAAGCCUGCAUCAUCGCCGGGAUCGUCUUCAUCAUCUGUGGCCUCCUCAUCUUCAUCCCUGUGUCAUGGUCGGCCAAUACCCUGAUCAGAGACUUCUAUAACCCCUUGGUGAUAGAGGCCCAGAGGAGGGAGCUGGGGGCGGCUCUGUACAUCGGCUGGGGCUCCGCAGGGCUGCUGCUGUUGGGAGGUGGUCUGCUCUGCUGCAACUGCCCCCCCAAGGAGGGCAACAUGGGCAGGCCAUAUGUGGCGGCUAAGUUCGCCCCCGUCCGGACCACAUCUCCAUCCAUGAACUAUGUAUGA
Messenger RNA from Salvelinus namaycush (lake trout), 645 nucleotides. RefSeq names its product claudin-4-like. NCBI's taxonomy places the organism in Eukaryota, Metazoa, Chordata, Actinopteri, Salmoniformes, Salmonidae. The record is from RefSeq and is a predicted model, not a curated record. Bases 1 to 645 code for a protein of 214 amino acids. Gene Ontology annotation, molecular function: structural molecule activity. The transcript has a single exon. Gene Ontology annotation, biological process: bicellular tight junction assembly; cell adhesion. Gene Ontology annotation, cellular component: plasma membrane; bicellular tight junction.